UCGGUAUAUCGGGCCAAGCAGGCACCGCAUCGUCUCGUCUGCUCCGCACUAUAAGAAACACGAGGGCGAGAGCCUGCCAGAAAGAGGCAGAGCGGCCCCCGUUUUCUCACUCUCGCAAGAACACUGACCGCUCUAUGCUUACACACACUCCCUCUCUCUCUCUCUCACUCCCUCACUCUUUCUCUCUACUCUCGAGCGAUACACUAUACUCGCGCCGCUCACGCAUAAAGCUGCCAUUAUUAGAAUGCCGAGCUCGCGCGCGCGAGAAAGAGAAAGAGAGAGAGAGAGAGAGAGAGAGAGAGAGAGAGAGAGAGAGAGACGAAAGUCUCUCGCACACAGAGGCGCGUCUCUCGGCUUAAAAUUCUCGCAGUCGUGAUCUCUGUCUCGCGCGAGAGAGACUGGCUGGCCCCCAUAACGCGCCGAGCUUUCCAGCCAUGUGCUGCUGCUGCUGCAGUAGCUGCGCCGCCGCCGCUGCUGCUACUGCUCUUCGCGGCCUAAUUAAACGAUAAUUAGGGAGAAUUUUCACGCGGAGAGGGACACUCAUUACGUGAGAGACUCGGGUGUGCAAGCGCGAGAGCUUUUUAUUCGCCCGGUCGAGUUUCGAUGGGAGAGAGCUGCAUUCUUUGAAUUGUUCGCUUCCUUUUUUCGUGCACAGACCUUGAAGUAUAUCAAGUGGAGCUGUCGCGUGAUUAGAGGUUUUUUGUGCGCUGCUCUGAGAGAGUGUUUACGGUGCUUUUUUGCGGCGAGCCAUUGAGCGAGUUAAGUGCUUCGAAUUAAAAAUUCCGGGACUGUGUAUUGCGCGCAGUUUGGAAAUAUAAGUAUAAGGCAAAGCGUGAAGUAACUUCGGCAGUGAUUCAUGUCUGUUCAAUUGAGUCAUGAACAAUCUCAAAGAAGCGCAGUCGCAGAAAUGUCGCUGACUUUUUCAACCACGUGAUGAAACGCUUGUGAAAAAUAAUCAACAGAAACAAUGAUUGCGUCAUUCGCAAGCUCGCGCGAGCCGGCGAGCAUCUUCCAACAAACGGUCAUCAUCCUGCUGACCCUCGUCCUCAGCAGCGUCAGCAGUCACCAUCAGCGCUACCCCCGAGUGGUCCACCCGCGCAUAAUCCCUCACGCCGAACUAUCCCGCGAUCGUCGUUCGGCAGUUCCUCGGCCCGACGAUCGCAACCUGCAGUUCGUCUCGCUGAACGACUGGGUCCUCAAAACCGAGCCCAACGACCACUUGCUACUCUCUCCGAAAUUCAAUAUCGAGUGGACCAGCGAUUCAACCUCGAGCACCAGCACUAUUCCUCUGGAAUCCUGCGAGUACAGAGAAGGCGAAAUUCACGGGCACGAAGGCAGCUCGCGCGUGCUGCUGACCCGUUGCAGCGACGAUUUCUUCGGUCUGGUGAACCUUGGCAAUCGAACGUACCUCGUGGAGCCUCUGCCAAGCAGCGGCAGUAACGAGCACCUGCUGUACGAAGCCGAGUUCUCUCGGGCCAGACGUGAGGCAUCGGCCGGUGCAUCGGCGGUUUACGAGGCCAGUCGGCGCUUUUACAACCUCAGCGGCGACACGUUCGACGCGGAGAACUACGAGGAGAGCCCGGAAUUGCUGAGCGAACGCAGCGAACUCGGCAGAAACAACGAGCUCGAACAGCCGCAGGAUAUCGUCGGGGCAGCUGAUGGAGAGGAGGACGUCGGAUACUUCUUCGAUAGGAAUUGGCAGAGGGAGAAGCUUCCGACCAGAAAAACGGUCAACAAGUUCUCCCCGCCAAAGUGGCUCGAGCUCGCGAUAGUGGCCGAUCACUCGGUCAUCGAUUUCCACGGAUCUCGAGUUCAGCAGUACAUCCUCGCUCUACUAAACAUCGUCAGCGCAAUCUACAAGGAUCCAUCCCUCGACUCGAACAUGCAGCUCGUGGUGGUGCGGAUGAUAUUCUACACCGACAAAAAGGACGGAAUGGUGCAUCACGGCAACGCGCGCCGUUCGCUCGAGAACGUGAACAAGUGGAACCGCAAGCUCCUGUCCCAGACUAACGAGACGAUGUACGACGUGGCGGUGUGGCUCACGCGGCUGGACAUCGGCGGACCAUCGGGUUACGCCCCCGUCUCCGGUGCUUGCGAUCCUGGAAGGUCGUGCGCUCUUAAUCGGGACGAGGGUCUUACCAGCGCCUUCAUCAUCGCUCACGAAGUCGCUCACAUAUUAGGCCUGUCGCACGACGGCGACAAAAACUCGGGGAACACGUGCGCCAGGGAGGCGACGAGAGGCAGUAUAAUGGCUCCGAUGGUGGCGGCGACGUUUCACAACUUUCACUGGUCGACUUGCUCGAGGAAGGAAUUUCAUCGCAAGGCUAAGCACUGGUCGUGUCUCCUGAAUCGUCCGAGCGGCGAUGACUCGUCGAUCGUGCGUGCAAGCCCGAACGAGGUGUUCAGUAUGGACGAACAGUGCAGAAUGGAAUUCGGUGAAGGCUACAGCCGCUGCCGGAAUCUUGAGGCGUCGGAUCUCUGCGCGCAUCUCUGGUGCGGACGGGCUAACGGUAGCUCGCAAGCCUGCAAGACGAAGAAGGGACCGCCACUGGAGGGAACGCUCUGCGCCGAAAAUAAGUGGUGCAUAAACGGCUUGUGCGAGUCUAUCGAUCAGAAGCGCCGCUCGGAUCCAAGCCCUUUGGCGGUACGAGGCGCUACUCCGGAGAACACAUGGAGUUCCUGGAGCUCGUGGAGCGACUGCUCGAGAACUUGCGGCGUCGCGGUGCAGCAUAGAUUACGCCGCUGCAACGGCUUUUGCGAGGGUGAUUCGAAAGAGUUUCGUCUCUGCGACUUACCGGCUUGCUCCGAACCGGUGGAUCUCAGAGCUGCGCAGUGCUCGCGCUUUUUUCAAGGUCACGGCGGCUCUUCGAAAAUUAAUGUGCUGGACGGGAACAGCAGCACGUGGCUGCCGUACGAGGCUUUCGACGGCAGUCCUAACUGCCAGCUGGUUUGCUAUAGGCAGGAGACCGGGGAGAUCUUUCAUACCGGGCUGGACGUCGAGGAUGGGACGCCUUGCUCUUACGAGACGACUGAUAUUUGCAUUGAUGGCGCCUGCCGUCCGAUGGGCUGCGACGGCGUGUUAAACUCGGGCCGAUCGAGGGACGCGUGUGGCCUCUGCGGCGGUCGCAACUCCACCUGCGAGAGCGUCGCCGGCAAGUUCCAGCGGAAGCUGCGUCGAGAAACGACCCGUUUGGCCGUGAUCCCGAAGUCGUCGCACAACAUCAAAGUCGUGGUAACGGUCCUGCUUAUGGAUUCCGUGCCGCACGAGGGCAACAUGAGAAUCCUCGUUCGCGACGGCCAGAGAAAACGGCACGAGAUAAGCGAAUUCGACUCGGACGGCCGAGCUCCGGUUAUGAUAAUCGAGAGCGCGGCUUUCCGACUCGAAAGACUCGAGGAAAAGUACGUGCUCUGGAGCCGAGGACCCAUCGCCUCCGAAAUCGUCGUUUCGCUGAUAGCCUCGAAGGAUGUGCUGACCAGCGGCGCCUCGAUCUCGGUCUCGUGGCAGUGCGCGCUGGCGCGUUCGGAGCUUCGACAGGCCCGAAGUCGAUACGUCUGGAUUUUGGGCCCCUGUACUGAAAACUGUGCAGGCAGAGAACCGAGACGCGGCGGUGGUAGAGUCAGGACGAGGGAACUGAUCUGUAGGGACGAGACUACGCGGGAGCUGGUCUCUCGUGCCAAGUGUCGUCUGGCUGCUAAGCCACCAGUAGGCAAGGAAAUGGAGAGGUGUAACACUGUGAGCUGUGAAUACACAUGGAUACCUGGAAUGUGGGAGCGCUGUACAAUGCCGUCUACGGGAUGCAGCAAUGCAGGUACUCAACAGCGCCGAUUAUAUUGCGUUCCGGCGUCGUUCGGCGAACGGCAAUUAACGCGGGAGAAUGAACUCAGGGUCUAUCGGAAUACAGUUCCACCUACCAAGUGUCGGGAUCUAAAUAAGCCGGCGACAGAGAGACCCUGCAAUCAGAGGGUCACGUGCCACGGACAAUGGGUCUACGGCGCCUGGUCUCCUUGUUCUCAAAGUUGCGGCAGAGGAGUGCAAACGCGCAAAGCUCGUUGCGUUGAGUUUUCACCUUUAGGCCCCAGACUGGACCAGCAGCUACUUCUGGACUCCUGUAAUGCGACUCGUGCUCCAGAUGAAACUCGUGCCUGUAAGGGCUCUGCGAGACACAGUCUGGAAUGUGGAGUUAACGUUGGUAACAGAGUCGAUCCGCAGUGUCGAAGGGACAAGGGGCAAGUGUGCGCGACACGAGAUUUGACUACUUAUUGCAAAAACGCGGCUUUUCGCAGACGCUGCUGUGUGUCUUGUCGUGGAAAGUGAAUGAGACGGAUUUUAUAGGCGAUGAGUGUAGAAGGUAGAUUGUUGUUUGUUAUUAUUUUUUGAAGUGUUGAGAUGAUGAGGAUUGAAAGUCUCUUGAAUGGUUUUGAAAGAUGUCGAAGUAUGUUAAAAAUUGAAAAAUUUGUAAAUUAACGGAAGACUAAUUCUCGCUUACAAAGAACGACUGAAAAUUUAUUUACGAUUAUCGUGAGAUGCAUUUUAAAGUUAGCAAAAAUAUUUUUCGACAUAAAAUUGCAUUUUAAAAUCGACUUUGACAUUUAUUGCUAGCAUUAUACAAAUAGUCAUUAUAAGACAGGACUGCAGGUACUUGAGGGGAUUUUCAAGUAUUAUACUUUAAUAUAGCAUGUAAGAAAUUGUGCAUAGGCUUAAUUCUUUAGGAGUAUAGGAUUUAUUUAUUAUUUUAAAUUAAGUUCUAUUAAUUUAUUAAAACUAUUAAAAAUAAAUUUCAACUACUGUUAUAAAAACAGUUUUAAUUCACAUUUUCCUCUAAUAGAAUAUCAAUAAAGGAUCCAAAUAAACGACACAGCAUUUCAAAUAGUAUUAGACUAGGUUUUAUUUGUAUUUGAAGUGUACAAUGUAUAGUAACAUCGUUAGUGCUUAGUCAACGCAGCAAUAAAAUCGACGCCAAAAACGAAAG
Molecule: messenger RNA, 4970 nt
Organism: Nasonia vitripennis (jewel wasp)
Lineage: Eukaryota; Metazoa; Arthropoda; Insecta; Hymenoptera; Pteromalidae
Product: A disintegrin and metalloproteinase with thrombospondin motifs 2-like
Exons: 14
Coding region: 968-4315 (1115 amino acids)
Biological process (GO): proteolysis; extracellular matrix organization
Cellular component (GO): extracellular matrix
Molecular function (GO): metalloendopeptidase activity
Source: RefSeq, a predicted model, not a curated record